Molecule: messenger RNA, 2144 nt
Organism: Jaculus jaculus (lesser Egyptian jerboa)
Lineage: Eukaryota; Metazoa; Chordata; Mammalia; Rodentia; Dipodidae
Gene: Odad3
Product: outer dynein arm docking complex subunit 3
Exons: 13
Coding region: 140-1927 (595 amino acids)
Biological process (GO): outer dynein arm assembly; cilium movement
Cellular component (GO): cilium
Source: RefSeq, a predicted model, not a curated record
AUGCUGAGCGGCCCCGCGAAGCCGACGCCAGGUGCAUUCGCGGAGCCCAAGGAACUAGAGCUGAGGAUCAGGGACUGGGGUGACCAGCUUCUCUACCUGUUCCCCGACCCCUUAGGGGCUCAUCGGCCCCAACGCAAUCAUGACGUCUCCCCUGUGCAGGGCGGCCUCGGCCAAUGCCCUGUCUAGUCAGGACCAGGUUUCAAUGCCUGCCUCCAAAGCCAAGGGCAAUAUGCCUCAGAGUUCGCCCGCAGUCAAGGGCUCAGUGCGGGUACAGGCCUGGCCUGCACUCCGUUCCAAGUCGGGAGGCUUCCACUCCCGUCCAGCGAAGCCCUCGGUACGAGCGCAGGUGGCUGAGUUACAGAGGAAGAUACAGCUCUUAGAGGGUGACAGGAAGGCCUUUCAUGAGAGCUCCCAGUGGAGUAUCAAGAAGAACCAGGACACCAUCAACCAGCUUCGAGAGGCGACAAAGGCUCUUCGAGGACAGCUAACAGACCUGCUGCAGGGAGAUACAAAAGUGGUCCAGGCCAUCAUUGAGGAAUGGAAGUCCGAGAAACCAUACCUGAAGAACAGGACGGGACAGGCCCUGGAGCAUCUGGACCACCAGCUGAGGGAGAAGAUGAAUCAGCUCAACGCCCUGAGACACCAGGCCAAUCUGAGGCAGAAGCGCCUGAACGAGCUCAAGCUGCAGCACCGCCUGCGCCAACUGGAGAUGAAUGAGGCGCAGGACAGCAACACGGAGGUGGCCAAGACCGUGCGCAACCUGGAGAACCGCUUGGAGAAGGCUCGGAUGAAAGCAGAAGAGGCCAAGCACAUCACUGACUUGUAUCUGCAGCUCAAAGGCUAUCUCCAGGAAGAAAGUCUCAACCUGGAGAACCGGCUGGAUGCCAUGGAGGCUGAGGUGCUGAAAGCCAAACACGAGAUGAAGGAACUCCACGUUGUGAACCAAGAGGCCAUCAAUGCCCGGGAUAUCGCCAAGAACCAGCUGCAGUACCUGGAGGAGACUGUGAUUCGAGAACGCAAAAAGCGCGACCGCUACAUAACUGAUUGCAAGAAGCGCGCGGAGGAGAAGAAACUUCAGAACGAACGCAUGGAGCGCAAGACGCAGCGAGACCACGUGCUACUACAGUCGGAAGAAACAAUCCAAGACCACCUGCGCCACAAGGAGGAGGAGCUCCGGCAGCGCUGGAGCAUGUACCAGAUGGAGGUGAUCUUCGGCAAGGUCAAGGACGCCACCGGCGUGGCUGAGACGCAUUCCGUGGUGCGACGGUUCCUGGCUCAGGGAGAAACCUUCACACAGUUAGAAGCGCUCAAGAAAGAUAACGAGCAGACUCUGGCAAAGUUAAAGCAAGAGAAGCAGCGGCUCCAGCAGGAACUGGAGGCCCUCAAGUACUCCGGGGAUGCCACGCUAGUGAGCCAGCAGAAGCGCCAGGAGGAGAUGCAGGGGCACCUCCAGACCGAAGAGCAGCGGCUCAACCACGUGCAGGAGCAACUGGAGCGCACAUUGAGAACAAUGCAAAUUGUCCGAGGCAGCCUGGAGCACCUGGCCAGCAAGUUAAAUCACAUCACAGUGGAGAAUGGCCUGGCGGGUGAAAAGGAAUUAGAUCCCGACACAGGUGACUAUUUGCCCAACCUAUUGGUCCUAGUGGAGGAAAAGCUGCUUCAACUGCAGAGGCAGCUCGAGAGCCACGAUGUGUCGGAGAUGCUGCGCCACAUCGCGGAUCGUGAGUUCCUCACCAGCUUAGAAGGAAAGCUUCCCCUGUACAACACCCGAAUCACUCUACCCGUUGCUGGUAUCAAGGACAAGUUCUUCGACGAAGAGGAGAGUGAGGAUGAUAACAUUGUAGUGACACGUGCUGCUUUCAAGAUGCAUUCCCAGAAACUAAUCGAAGCCCGCAGCAAGAAGCGCAGUCGCUCGCGCAGGUCCUAGACUUGCAGUCAUGUGCCCCAUGCAGCCCCUGACCCAUCUGGGCCCAGCUUACCCGGCCCAUGGGGACCCCGUCCAAGGGCUAGAGGAGGAGGCCGGAGCGAGGGAGCAAAGCAGGCCGGAGGUGCCAGGAGGAGAGGAAGGGCUAGGCCAGAUGUUCCCACAGUAAAUCAACCCAGACGAGACGGGGCCAGCGUCGGCCUCAGAAUCGCGCAAUAAA